AUGGAUGGAAAGGGGAGUAAUAAUAUUAAUAAUAAUGCAGGGGUGAGAUAUAGAGGUAUUCGAAGGAGACCACGGGGUAAGUUUGCAGCAGAAAUUCGUGAUCCAACAAGAAAAGGUUCUCGUGUUUGGCUUGGAACAUUUGAUACUGCUGAACAAGCUGCACGUGCUUAUGAUGCUGCUGCUUUUCAUUUUCGUGGUCACAAAGCCAUUCUCAACUUCCCAAAUGACUUUGCUAAUUCUACUACUAAUUACUAUAUUCCAAACACUACUUCAACUUCAAAUACUAUAUUGCAUAACUACUCUUCUUCUUCUUCCUAUCAACAACAACAAGAUGAUGAUACUUUUGAUCAAUUGGAUUGGUUGGACUACAAGUUGUUGGAAGAAUUCCUUCAUGGGCAAGAUGAUGCUGCAGCGGGUAGCUCUAAACACGCGAGUGAAUAA
Molecule: messenger RNA, 441 nt
Organism: Vicia faba (fava bean)
Lineage: Eukaryota; Viridiplantae; Streptophyta; Magnoliopsida; Fabales; Fabaceae
Source: the annotation of a GenBank genome assembly